UCCUAAUCUAAGUAUCUACAUACUUAUGUCAUCAAUCUGAUGUUUAUAUCUAAUUUUAACCAAGACUUUAACUGUACUGAAAUAAGUAUAAACUGCAUGUUUUUGUUACGCCUUACGCGUACCUUACACAGUAGGUAAUUGCGAAAAACGGACAAGACAACUAUUGCAACAUGUCCACUACAAAUGCGCUGUUGGUUAAUAUGGCUACUAUGCCGCCAUUUUGAAACGAGCGGCACACAAUGCGGAAAUGCAGUCGGCGGCUGCAACAUUUUCUUACGAUCGGGUAAGCGAGUUUCUCGGCUGGAGGUGUGCGAACCAACAAUAUCUACUACAAGCCAUAAGCGGCGUAGCCACGGCGGGUGAAGUACGUGGCGAUCCGCGCUCUAGGUGAAAUUCCAAUCGCAGGAUUUAAAAACGAAAGAGGAAACAUUAUAGAAGUUUGUUUGUGGUUUAUCGUUUUGGCGCGAACCAUAUACGCGCCUUAAAAGUGGCAGUGACUUUUUGAUUUUUAUUUUAUUUCUUUUUUUUUACAUACACAUACCACACUUGUGUUGUUGUGACAUUUUUUUUCAAAAAAAUACCCUCGACUUGGAUUUUACUAGGAAGAUCGCGAUAAAAAUGGAGAAGCCAACUGAUUUGAGAUCAGAAAGAGUGAAGCAGAUGUUCAGUUGGACUACGGGAGAGACCUCGCCUUCGUCGCCAGUGAGCGACGAGAAGGAGUCAAAAAUGAGCCAGAUACAAUUCUCACCACCAUUCGACAAACAAGAGAGCACGGUGUGGCAGAAGCGACAGCAGGCGGUGUGCGUGCGACACGCGUUCAAGCACUACGGCUCCAAGAAACGGCCUAACCAUGUGCUCAGCAACUUGAACAUGACAGUUUCCAAAGGCAUGAUAUACGGCUUGCUUGGAGCGUCUGGCUGCGGGAAGACCACACUACUGUCCUGCAUCGUGGGGCGACGGUCGCUCAACAGCGGCGAGAUUUGGGUUCUUGGUGGCAAACCAGGGACUAAAGGUUCUGGUGUACCCGGCAAGCGCGUGGGCUACAUGCCGCAGGAGAUAGCUUUGUACGGAGAGUUCACCAUCAAGGAGACCAUGAUGUACUUCGGCUGGAUCUUUGGCAUGGAGACCAGGGAGAUCGCCGAGCGGCUCAGGUUCCUGCUGGACUUCCUCGAUUUGCCCAGCGAGAACAGAAUGGUGAAGAACCUAAGCGGUGGCCAGCAGCGUCGCGUGUCGUUCGCCGUGGCUCUCAUGCACGACCCGGAGCUAUUGAUCCUGGACGAGCCCACUGUGGGCGUGGACCCGCUGUUGCGUCAGUCAAUCUGGAUGCACCUGGUGCGCAUCACCAGCUCAGGGGACAAGACGGUCAUCAUCACCACUCACUACAUCGAAGAGGCGCGCCAGGCGCAUUGUAUCGGUCUGAUGAGGAGCGGAAAGCUGCUGGCCGAGGAGUCACCUCAGGCGCUGCUCACCAUGUACAACUGCAUUUCGCUGGAAGACGUGUUCCUUAAGCUGUCCAGGAAGCAAGCCGGCCAGAACAGUGCCGUUGUCGAGUUGAACGUGUCCGGCGGCGGCCUCGGGCUAAACAAGAUGUCGAAGCGGGAGGAGGCUCCUUACGCGGCGGAGGACGAGCACGUGGUUGGGCUCAACUUCCAGGCCAUCAACCAGAGCAAAGAGGUGCUCAUCGUGGAGAAUGGGGUAGCCUCCAACGGAGAUCUGCCCGGCAAGGUGACGGAAGCGGUAACAAAUGAGUGCAACGACUGUGGAGACUGCUUUAACCUAACAUCACGCGGGAAGAUAAAGGCCCUAAUCCAGAAGAACUUCCUGCGGAUGUGGCGCAACAUCGGCGUGAUGCUGUUUAUCUUCGUGCUGCCCGUCAUGCAGGUCAUCCUGUUCUGUCUGGCCAUAGGGAGGGACCCAACUGAACUGAAACUGGCUAUAGUGAACGAUGACGCGCAACUAGUGAACGGGGAAUGCAUGUUCAACUCGUCUUGCUCAAUGAAGAACUUGUCGUGUCGCUACCUCAGUCAUCUCACGGAUCACACUCGCCAGAUUCACUACGCCAAUCUCAGCGCUGCGCAAGAUGCCGUGAAGCAAGGACACGCCUGGGGAGUGCUGUUCUUCAACGAGAACUACACCGAUUCACUUGUGGCGAGACUUGCGUUAGCCGACACCGCUGAUGAGGAGACGGUGCAUCUGUCGGACAUCCAGGUGUGGCUCGACAUGUCAAAUCAGCAGAUCGGACUCAUGCUCAACCGCGACAUACAGUACGCGUACAGGGACUUCGCUCAGGAUCUGCUAGAUCGAUGCAAGUAUAACCCGAAACUGGGCGACAUCCCCAUCGAGUUUUUGGACCCCAUCUACGGCAACAAGGACCCCUCGUUCACGGACUUCGUCGCCCCUGGUGUUAUUCUCACGAUCGUGUUCUUCCUCGCCGUCGCUCUUACCUCAUCGGCUUUAAUCGUGGAGCGUAUGGAAGGUCUCCUGGACCGUUCUUGGGUAGCAGGCGUCUCCCCUGGCGAGAUCCUAUUCUCCCAUGUGGUCACGCAGUUCGUAGUGAUGUGCGGUCAGACUGCGCUCGUGUUACUCUUCAUGAUCCUCGUGUUCGGCGUGGAGAACAAUGGCAACAUCGCCUACGUGAUCAUGCUCACCAUACUGCAGGGUCUAUGCGGCAUGUGCUUCGGCUUCGUGAUAUCGGCGGCGUGCGAGCUGGAACGGAACGCUAUCCAAUUGGCUCUAGGAUCUUUCUAUCCGACACUGCUUCUCAGCGGUGUCAUUUGGCCCAUCGAAGGAAUGCCUCUAGUUCUUCGCUACGUAUCGCUCUGUCUCCCACUCACACUCGCUACUAACAGCCUGAGGUCUAUUCUUACGCGCGGUUGGCCUAUAACCGACCCCGACGUUUAUAUGGGCUUCGUAGCCACCCUCAUAUGGAUCGCCGUCUUUUUAACGCUCACACUCACUAUACUGAAAGUAAAGAAGAACUAAACGCUUUCCGUGAAAAAAUAAAAAUAAAACGAUACCAAGGAAGGUGUAAAAGACUAAGCCACGUUCCAUUUUCAAACAGACGUAGACGUUUCAAAUACGAUAAAGGCCGCUUAACGAUUAUAACCAAACACUUGUAAGAAAGCCGAAAAAAAAACCAAUUAUGAGCCGUUUCCAUUUUUUAUAGUAUACCCAACCGAUACAACACCCCCCAUUUUGAAGGUAAAGAUAAGCAUUCUGAGAUGAACUAAGCUGUGUACCGUUUUAAGCAAAGAAUCAAUGGAAACCUAACUGUAUGCCACAAUAUCCUUUAAACAGCUCUAUUCAGAAAUGAGAAAUUCAUUCACCCCUUUGUAAAAUAUAUCGAGCUAUGACCUGAUCAUUUUUUUCUAUAAAGGAAUCUGCUUUUCACGAUUAUACAUAAAUUGACUUUCAACGGCACAGGAAUUAUGUAUAAUGUGCGUUAAAAAUCCAGUUCACGUUUAGCUAACGCGACCCAUGUUCGAAUUUCAAAUAUUUCCGGAAAACGGCUUUUACUCUGGUUUGUGAUUUGUUUUAGUUAUGGCAGCAAUUAAGAGAUCUUUAUAACAUAUGAGAUCUUAUAAUAACAUUUUCAAUACACAAAAACGAACAAAUGCUGCUAAUUUGUAAAGUUUUAUUAUUGUUAUUUGUUUAGAGCGCACUUAAUAUGUAUAUUCAAUGAAUUCAAUGAUCGAAUACAAUACCUCUUUUGGCCGUUUGAUGGCAAGCAAAAGAAUGUAUAAAAACUAAUUUUAUCGAAAAAGUCGAAGACAAUGUGUACACGUAAUUUUAUUUUCGUGUAAAAUUCUUGUGUACAUUGUUUAGUGAAAUCUCCUGAAUAUUGUCGUGUCUUAAAAAUUGGAAACAGUACAUUCCCCAUUGCGAAAUUCAGGGGUUGCCAGAUAACCAAAAAAGAUGGAGCUUUAGAAACUGUCUGCAGAUUUUUGAAAAUUAAAACCUACCUUUCUACUAUUUUGCUACCUGGCAACCCGGUCCUUAAGUCUGCCUAAGCAUAUCAGUCUUUGCUCAAACCGCUAUGAACAAGUAGAAUAUUAUCUUACAUAUAGCUAAAUGACUGUUAGUCGAACUGUAAAUAGUAGUUUUUUAUUUAUAUUAAGUGAAUAUAAAGUACACGUGUACUUGUUAAGGUGGAUUAUUCGGGAAUGUUAGCAAUAAUGAUUGGUCGAACGCUUAGGGUAUUACUUUCAUAGACUUCUGGUAAAGGCGUAAGUUUUACGAGAUACCUGUUAAUUGAGUUACCAUAGAUUAAGAUGGUGCCAUAGUGAUGGUGAUUUUUUGAACUGUCUAAAACAUGUGAAUAGAUAAACUUUAAUUUUCAAUGCGCAUAUUUUAUAAAACGCUCAAAGUGUACUUAAAUAAUUUAAAUUUGCCACUUUUUCAGUUUGUGUCUAAGCAGUAAUCUAAAACUUAUGCAUAGGAAGUAAUGCUACUUAAAAAUAUACUGCUUCAUAUAUGUGAAAUAUGAAAAAGUGGAUGCUUGUUUUUUUUAUAUUUGACCGAAUAAACACCGAUACUGGCAAAAAAAAGUAUUGCCAGUAAAUAAAAACAUUUAUUGUUAUUUUGGUAAGAAUAAAUGAGAAGAAUUGAAUUGAUUUUACGCCAUCUAUUAAGAACUUUGAAAUCUUGUUUUAUUUAUUUGGAACAAUGAAAUUGUCACUAUUGGUCAUGUCUUUUUUUUAUUUUAUAUGUUCAGGACCGUAUGAUAAGCUUAAUCAAUAUAUUUUAUUAAUACUUAAUAUGAAAUUUAGCAAUAAUCAAUGACGGCUCAAUUGAAGUGACAGCUUUAAUAUUGCAAUAAUUAUGUUAAAAAAAUCACAAUUUAUUUAUCUAAAAUAUUGAAUAAAGCAUACGGUUUUGGGCAUGUCUUAUUAUCUAAUUUAAUUAUGUACAGUAAGUAAGGGCAUGUGUUUCUUGGAUGUAGUAAUCUGUCUUUAAUUUUAAGUAAUCAUCAUGUUAAUUAGAUAGAGAUAUAAGUAUACGCUAUCCUUGUCGUAAUAGCAUGGUGCGUAAUGACACUAUUUACUAAGAUCUAGAUUUUACUAAACGAAUCACGUGAAUUCUUUAUAACUUUUGAUGACUUAACCAGGUUAUCAUUUCAGCAACUUAUUUUUUUUAUAAUAUUAUAAAAUCGUAUGUAGUUAAUAUUGAAAAUUAAAAUUUAAGUAUAAUAAAUAUUAUUAUUGCUGGGCAAAUAAAAUAUAUAUUUCAAAUUAUCGUUGAAGUCAUUUAAUAAUUAUAAUUUAUCAUUAUUUAGAAACACAUUUAUUUUCGAUUAUCGAUGUAAGUAUUUAUUGGAAUUGUUUAUUUUUUAUUUCAAAAUAAAACAUAAAAUUUAAAUAUAUAUGAAUUCACGUUUGUACAUGUGUGUAGUUAUAAAAGUGUCAGACUGUGAUUAUUUUUGCUAACAUUGACAUAUUUUUAUAAUAAAAUGACAAUUAUACGAUAAUACUUGUACCA
Chilo suppressalis (striped riceborer) is the source of this 5478-nucleotide messenger RNA. NCBI's taxonomy places the organism in Eukaryota, Metazoa, Arthropoda, Insecta, Lepidoptera, Crambidae. The record is from the annotation of a GenBank genome assembly.